CGCCGAGCCGCAUUUCAAGUCACCGCCGCUGAGCUCGGCCACAGCUCCCAUCUCCCAGUAGACCUUGACCGUCCUUCUAAACACUCAGUCAUGGUCGGCGCUCGCAAUGGGAAGGCCGCGGCCAGCAAGUCGCGCUCGGGAAGCAGCCAGCAGCCAACAGCUUCCUCGUCGUCUCCCGCGCCUCCUCCACCAGCCGCUCCCGGGGGAAGGGCGGAUGGUCAACCACCAGUGGCGGGCCCAGCGGAGAGCAUUUCGACGCGACAACGACGCGUGCUUCCCGCGCGCACGCGACGCGGCGGGCCUGGAGUGGGGAGCUGCGAAAGCGAUUUAAUGAUCCUGGAGACGAUGAAGCGCAGGUUUGAGAGCGAGCCCCUCAUCCCAGCAACGACGCCCUUCUUGUUGACGACCAACUCCACGCUCAUCUCCUCUCUCGCCUCCGACGCAGGCGCAUCGACGUCCGAGGCGGCCCACGCGCAACUCAACACGCUCGCGUACAGCCGCUACUUCGACCGGCCGGAAGUGCGCAAGGCGUAUAUGGAGCAGCAGCUCAUCCAGACCCCAGAGUUCACGGAGCUUCCCCAGGAUGCGCACGUUGGUGGCCGCUUCCGCCCGCGGAACUCGGAAGACGACACGGCAGACACGUCUGACGCGGCGUACGAGAAGCGCCACCGCAAGUACGAGACAUUUGAAAAGCGGCAGCGCCUGCGCGAGAAGGAGAAGCUCAAGCACGAGCACUACAAGCUCAAGGAGCGCAUCGAGCAGCUCCGCGCCAUGGACUCUUCUGCGUUCCUCGCCAUCCCCGCCUCUGAGUUCGCGGACACCCCGGGCUGCGGGCCCGAAGCGGCGGCGGCUGCUGCUAGUGGGGACGCGGCGAACCUCCACGGGGCUGCGGCAUACCACGAGGGCGAGCGGAGGCGGAAAGUGAUGUUGGAUGUCGCGAUGUCGCUGGAGGAGCGGUACCGGACGCUCCUGCCGCCGGAUCGACGGUGGAUGGAGAAGAAGGGGACGCCGAAGGGCAAGGGCGCUUCGGUGGAGGUCGUUGAGGUCAAGCACGAGGACGAUACCGUGGAGGUUGAGGAGGACGCGGGUGUGGAAGAACUACCUGAAAAGGAGGAAGUGGAAGAAGACGCUGGGGAAGAGGAGAUGGAGGAAGAGGAUGAACUCAUCGAGGACGAGGCGGACGACGAUGGCGAGUCCGAAGUCGACCCCGACGAGAGCGAUCGGCGCAAGUCGAAGCAGCUCAAGCUACGCAUCAAGUUCCCUCCACGGAUGCUCUCCUCCAAGCGGCAGUCUCCCAAUCCACUCCCAACACGAGGAGGCGGGAAGCAGAUCACACUAUCUCCCUUCUUCAAGCAUACGUCUGGUGGCAAAGGCCAUACGACAAGCUCCCCUCUACGUUCAGCGUCGUACGUACCCACGGACAAGUACGGUCGAUACUCAGAGGACCCCGAAGACGCCCUCCCUCCACCACCAUCUGCCAAGCGACAACGCAUACACGACGAAUCCGCUUCCGCAGCCAUCAAGGCGGCAAAAUCCGCCCAAAGCUCAAAGUGGUCGAAGGCCCCGAAAGCGGCCAACGGCAUAGACAAACGACACACCCACAGCGCAGAGUCGCGCACUGCUUCAUCAGCGGGUAGGCCCUCGCCCACUAUCACUAGCGCUAGUGCAUACUCGGCCAGGAGAUCUUACACGUCAUAUGCAGGCCUCGCGGGCAAGAAGGACGCGAACCCGUGCGUGCUCAUGGUUGCCGCGCUGCGCCAGUCGAGCGCGCCGACGGCGCGCAAGACGCAGAGGCACGUCACCGCGUUCGGGUGCCGCGUACCGCAGGAGAUCGAGGAGGUGCGCGACUUCGAGAUCCCCGAGUGGGUUCUGGUGGACGAGAGCGCGAGCCAGGCGGGCGGCCAUCACGGUGAUCGCGAGGGGUCGUAUUCUACGCACAACGAGCAUGGAGAAGACGAAUCGUCCAUUGAUGACUCCGGAACAUAGUCUGUCUGCACGACGCGCUUCUCCUCUCAGAUAGGUCGUAUAGCCAUUAACCGUUAUUUUCCCGUCGUAGCGUAUGUAUAGCGUAUGUACCAACCCAGGCUGCUAAUACCCCAUCUGAGCCGUUCACGCAGACACCUGCGGAGCGCUCUUGCCAACAAACUUCUCUACCACCGUCAGCGCGUCACUGCGCCUCUUAGGCGGGACUGCCCGGUUAUGGCUCAAGGUGAACUCUGCAAGCUUCAGAGGCCCCAGCUUCCCGACGUCGGUUGUGAGGUAGGGCUUCGGCGCAUAGCGAGAAUAGUCCCCGGCGGCCUUCUCCAAGAGCAAUUGAACGCGAGCUUGGGAAGGAGUGACGUUCUUCGCUGAGGGAGCGGAUGCGAUGGGAGAGCGCGUGUGCGCAGCGGGGGGCCCAAAGAGCUCCUUGAGGUCGCCAAGUAGCACUUUCGGCUGCAGCUUCGAGGACGAGGGGGCAGAGCACGGCUUCGCAACGUCCUUGCUUUCCUGCGACUCGGCGGAUGCAGCAUCCUGCUGACCCCACUGGCGCGGGGAUACUGGGCGUGGCCUGGCGUAGGCAGGUCGGCCUUGCUGGUCUCUGUUCCGCGGGCGGUCUUGUUGUGGGCGGGGACCAGAGUACGCCUGCCCGUCACGACGGGGACCGUUAUUCGGGCGGAGCGAACGUGGUCGUUGAUACUGCUGCUGCUGCUGCUGCUGCUGCACCUCUACGCCGCCCUCCCCCUCCCGAGGCUGCGGCCUUGGUCCGCGAUUCCAUUUCUGACCCUUUUUCUUCAAAACAGAUAUAUUCCCCAGGCUCUCCGCGAGAGGUAUUGCCCUCUUUUUGGGGGCGGGUGCAGCUUCGGGUUGUCCGUCAGAGCUCGCUUGCGUCUGCUGAGGUGCUGCUGCUGCUUCCGAAGAGUUGAAUCGCGCGCAUGAAGGAAUGCUUCGCGCAGACGGAACCGCAGUUCUGGAUACGAAGGCCGCAGUAGAGGGCAGUGAAGAGGACAGACGGAUGAGCAUGGCCCAAGAGCGUCCGCAGGACACAGAUGGUCGUCGGUGUGCUGGAC
Messenger RNA from Dichomitus squalens LYAD-421 SS1, 3047 nucleotides. RefSeq lists its product as uncharacterized. Bases 91 to 1986 code for a protein of 631 amino acids. The record is from RefSeq and is a predicted model, not a curated record. Lineage: Eukaryota; Fungi; Basidiomycota; Agaricomycetes; Polyporales; Polyporaceae. The transcript has 4 exons.